Plenodomus lingam JN3 is the source of this 363-nucleotide messenger RNA. The record is from RefSeq and is a predicted model, not a curated record. Lineage: Eukaryota; Fungi; Ascomycota; Dothideomycetes; Pleosporales; Leptosphaeriaceae.
AUGAUUGACAUGAGAGCAACGUGCUCAAUUACAAAGGUCAGUGGCAGUUUCCCACUAAUGCCACGAAUCCUCGAUCGAAAGCAGAGCCAGCCAGUAAAUUCGAGUACUGCCAACCGACGACAGUCAGGGUUAUUGUCGUUCAGACGCACAAAUAUGGGCGGCUUUCACCGUGCUCCUACCACAGCUUCAGGUCGUCGUUCUGAGGUUGUUUCAUCGCCGCUGACUGCUGUGGCCACACAAAUGCAGCCAUUAAUUCCUUGUUCACACUUCGAGCUGCCCGCUGUGCGCAAACAGACGUGGCUAUUAUUCCAAAACUUUGCUUCGCUAUGUGGAAAUAAUGAUCAAAUGGUCCUGAAAAGGUGA